UAAAAAGCAGGAGCAGAACAAAAUGUCGGAUUCUUCAAACUCGUUGGAAGUCAUGGCUCUCACCAGCGGCAAAGCGCAGUGGAUUGCGCGAAGAGCAAUCCAAGCCUUGUCGCAUUCUCACCCUCGUCCUCAACCUCGCGCAACCUGUUUCCGUCGCCUCUCUUACCCUCCGACCCGUCGCCGCUUCUCACCUCUCCUUUCGCCUCAUGGCCAUUCAGCUUCACAAAUGUGUCACCUGGCACAAGCUGUAAAGAGAAACGAGGAUGAUUUACUUAAAGGACUGAGGGACAAGAAUGUCAUCGAAGAAGUGAAGCACAUUCUUGAAAUGGCAAAAAGGGCAUCAUCAAGAAAUAUAGUUUUGCACACCGAUUUUCUCACCCCUCCAGUGCAGAAUGAGUCUAUGCUUCUCUUGGAAAAGCUUGCUGACAUCAAAGCCGUAUCUCAAGGAGGAUAUCCACAGGCUGAGCGAUGCAGGAUUUCCAUCGGGCAUAUUGAGACUUUGUCCAGUGAACCCGAUAUAGUUGCAGCAGUAAGUAUCACAGGGAAUUUUUCAUUUGACUCGUGUUCUCAUGGAGACGUCCUUGGUGCAAUUCUUGGGACAGGAAUUGCGAGGGAAAAACUUGGAGAUAUUCUCUUGCGGGGAGAAAGAGGGGCUCAAAUCCUCAUUGUUCCUGAACUUGUGGACUUUAUCAUGGCAACUCUGGAUAAGGUUGGUAAUGUUCCAGUCUCUUGCACAAGGAUACCACUGCUCGCCCUUGAAUAUGAAUCCCCAAGGACCAAGUCAUUCAGAUCUGUGGAAGCAUCGUUAAGGGUUGAUGCUCUGGCUAGUGCAGGAUUUAAGAUGUCUCGGUCAAAGCUAGCUACUUUAAUCAGUAAUGGUGAUGUGCGUGUUAAUUGGACAACCGUAACAAAAAACGGAACUACACUCAAGAGUGGGGAUAUUGUCUCUGUUAGUGGUCAAGGGAGAUUAAAGAUAGGGGAAAUCAUCACAACAAGAAAAGGUAAAUUUGCAGUGGAGCUCAUUCGAUACCUGUAAACUUCAACAACAUCGACGUUAUCAUUGUCGGCAAGUUGUCUUUCAGAAAAGUGGAUCCUUUUUCUCAUAUCUUUACAUCAUCCUUGCUUGGGAGUUGAAACUGUUCUCGCAGAGGAUUAAAAAAAUCAUCCAUCGAGUACACCUGAGAUUUCGAGUUUCGGGUAUCUGUUGAGUGUUGAUGGAGUAACAUUGGUUGAUGGUAUAUGUUAGACAUUUGGAAAAGUUUCAUUGGUGGCGAUGACUAUUUUCGAUGGAGAACUUUUCCAAUUCAAUUCA
Molecule: messenger RNA, 1312 nt
Organism: Syzygium oleosum
Lineage: Eukaryota; Viridiplantae; Streptophyta; Magnoliopsida; Myrtales; Myrtaceae
Exons: 10
Coding region: 23-1036 (337 amino acids)
Molecular function (GO): RNA binding
Source: RefSeq, a predicted model, not a curated record